This is a messenger RNA of Neopsephotus bourkii (Bourke's parrot), 4544 nucleotides long. It is a transcript of the gene RBM43, whose product is annotated as RNA binding motif protein 43. Gene Ontology annotation, molecular function: RNA binding. The transcript has 3 exons. Lineage: Eukaryota; Metazoa; Chordata; Aves; Psittaciformes; Psittacidae. The record is from RefSeq and is a predicted model, not a curated record. Bases 1734 to 2789 code for a protein of 351 amino acids.
UCCGCUUCCAAACCCCGUGCCAUGGGCAGGGACACCUUCCACUAGAGCAGGUUUCUCAAAGCCCCGUCCAACCUGCCCUUGAACACUGCCAGGGAUGGGGCAGCCACAGCUUCUCUGGGCAGCCUCUGCCAGCACCUCACCACCCUCCCAGGGAAGAACUGCCCAUGCACGAAGCACUGUGGUCACCAAUGAUCAGCACUGCAGGGCUUCUCUCCCUUACCCGCCUGCCUGUGUCCCUGAGGCACCCCCCGCAGCUGUGCAGCUCUGUCUAGCAACAGCCACUGCAUACAGACUUGUCUUGGAAGUGAUUCAGCACAAACGAGCUGUGUGUUCAUGUGGAUUUUUUUUUUCCUAACCCCAAUAGUAGGCAUGAGUGCUGCUCCAAAAUACCAGCUGGCAAGGUGCAAGAUGCUGUCUGGCAGCUGAGUGCUCCUGCUCAUGCUUAGGCUGCAUCGGCUGUGUGAAGCGUGAGAAAAUCCUGCCUAUAGCUCCAUCAAUCUUGGGAGCACCCUGUUUAUAUUCUCUUCAUGUUGUCUCAUUAGUGCAGAAACUUGCUUUCACACGAACGUUACCACCAAAAUAAUUGCCUAAUAUAAUUAAAGCUUCUGGCUCUUUAAGUUUGAUGGUGACAAAAAAAGGCCCCAUGUCUUUAUGAAUUAAAAGCUCCCCUGGUUGUGCAGUCUCGUUGAGUCUGUCUCCUCAGAAACACUGUGGUGGUGGUCCACAAGGCUUUUAACGCAUGUCAAUGGAGCAUUCGCCCCUGGCAGCGCAUUCUGCAGGCUUUGUAAUUGCUGUGCUGGCUCUAAUAUUUUAUGCAGCCCAGGGUCCAGAAGAAGCUUUGUAAGAGAAGGCUAAAGAAUUUAGCAGGAGUGGCUGACCAUGAGUACAGCCACUUUGAAGUUAUUGACAGUUCAUUCCUGUGAAUGCUGCCAUGCAGAUAUACCAAAUUAUUUUCUUUCUUCCAAAAAGUCAAUGAACUGUUACAAAAUUUACUCAAGUGUUCCACUAUUUACAGUAAUUGUGCCAUGAUAUUCCCAGUGAAGUAUUACUGUUUAUGUCUGUGUGAUGAGAAUGGAAAGAAAAUAUGCUUUUCUUAACGAGACAUGAAUGCAAAUCCUAUUUAGGAUGGGUUUCAUGUUUGCAGCAUUAGGAGGUUUGGCCCUGAUGAAAAUCAUGUGUGGUGCUAGUUGCUUUACUCCCUGUGAGUCUCGACUGGGAUUAUGUUCUUCCAAUUUAACAAUGUUAUCCAUUUAAUAAGUGGAGAGAGAUGAGUCAGAACACAACCCUAGAUCCCAGCUCUCAUGAAUUUAACAAGUAAGUACAGUCUGAAUCUGACCCUUCCACUCUGAAAAGACAAUCCUUACUGAACAGUAAGUACAGUUAAAAUUUUUCAUUCUCUUCAGGUUUUGAAUAGUAGAAUCAAGAAGAAACUACCUCGUCAGUGUGACACUGGACCUUUCAUUUGAAAAACUGUUAAAUUUAGUUCUAAUUUUUACUGCUUUAAGAAGAUACUGAGAAGGCGUAAAUUACAAUUAAGAGUCAGGCUACUUCAUACUGCACAGUACUGUAAAGGUGCCUAAGGGAGGCUGCUAUCCACUGAAAUCUGAUUCAUCAGUCUUCUAAAAUGCUCAGUAGAUGAACAGGUUGUGUAUGCAAAGGGGAGGAGAGUCCCUUCAGCAACGGGUGUGAAUCUGGGUAACCUCUGUGGGAGGUCACUGGGACUCCUUGCAUUUAUGGUGGCCUGUGUCUCUUGUGUGCAGGCGACAGGACAAGCUGCUAAAUCAGCAAGGACAGUUGUCAUUGCCGGUGUUCCAGAUGGCCUUCUGCACAAUGAUGUCAUGACCGACAUACUGACAAUUCAUUUCCAAAUGUCGAAGAACAACGGUGGAGAUGUGGAGGACGUAAUAUAUCCCACAGACAAAAAAGGAGUUGCAUAUGUAACUUUUGAAGAUCAAAAAGUUGUAGAGAGUGUUCUAAAAAAGGAUGAACAUCGACUAGAGGACAAGAGGUUCUCCAGAUACUACCCGCUGAAAGUAACCCGCUUCUCUGAAAAUGUCUUCAGCUCUGUCACAUGUGUCCUCGAUAUGUCUAUUUUCAAAGAACAAUUCAUUUUAGAAGAUCUGAUACAAGAAAUGAAAAAGAGUACAGAUUUGAACUUUGGUCCUUUGCAAUCCAGUGGGCAUAUUUCUGUUCAAGGGUCAUUUCCAGAUAUCAAAUUGUUAAGAGACUUUCUCUUAUUAAAAGCAAAAUCCAUUUCAGAGAAGGACAAAAGAGAAAAAGGUACGUCGCACCAGAGACCAAGAAGGAGGCAACAGCAGCCCGGACUUACCACGGAGAUGAGUAAUUUUGGUCAUGGUGUGGAAAAACAGGUGGUUGUUCUUGACACAGAUGUAUAUCGCUACCUGAAGUCCUUUUUUCCCAGGACAUUCAUAGUGAAUGAUGACACUGUGAUUUUUGACAUCACUGAUGGUGAUGUAACUACACUAUAUAUUGAGAAUGCUGGAAGUAGGUCUGAUGCUGGACAGGCAUUACGAGUCAAAGAGAAAAUUGAAAACUGGUCUAUAAAACUCCAUAAAACUCUGCGUAAGGAGAGGAUUGACUUCAAGGAACACACCAGAGAUGAAAAGCAGAGAUAUAGGAGGGCGUGUGAAAGCGUGAAUCCCCAUUACCCUCGUGUUUUGAUCAUCUUUUAUGAUACUCACAUUGAUGUUAUAGGAAAUCCUUCUGAGGUUUUUGAGUUUACAAAGAAAGUGAGCAAUGAGAUUCAGAGCCUGUUUUGUAGCAGGUAGAAAGUUAGUGUUUAUGUUGCUUACAUGUUGUACAGACUGUACCUGUGCACAUCUGUGUCACUGAAGAUCUGUCACAUUGCUCACACUCACAGGUUGGGCAGUCUGCAUCUGAGGGUGAACAAGCCCGUUCCUCCCGAUUAAGUUUGGAACAGGAAGUAAAUUACCUCUGUAUCUCUUGUGAGCUUAAGAGACUGAAGCAGUUAGGCCUCUUCUGUCUAGAUAAAACUCCUUUUUCCUUUGUUAGAUGUGUUCUGGGCGUAUGCACAUUCAUUCUCUUGGCAUCAGAGAGCACAGGAUGAGAAAAGACAAUUUUUUUAUGAGUUCUCAUUAGCAUAAGAAGCCUGACUGACAAAGCUGGGUAAGCCAACCUGAUACAAGAUACUGCACUGAAGUCAUGUUUCUCUGCACAGGGAGAUGACCACUGAAAACAGGAGUGGUGGCCUUUUUCUGUUGGCUUUAUCUGCAAAAGGAACUUCUUGUCAUUGGGAUGCAAGAAGAUACAGCUUUGACGCUUGAGGGGGUGAAAUGCUUAUUAAAUAUAUGAGCUUGUCAUGUCUUGAAAAAGACUUUAGAAGAUGGUAUUGGAAGUUCUUGACAGUAAAAAAAUAAGUACGUUUAUUUUCAUAAGAGCAAUAACAUGGGUUUUUUUUCCAGAAUCUCCCACAGAAGUACUGUAUACCUAUUGUCCCUCAUCUUUUCUAUGUGGCUCCUUGUUGAAAGGGAGUCUCCAUCUUUGUAGCCACCCUUUACUGGAACAUGGUGAUAAAGUCUCCCUUGAGCCUUCUGUUCUCUUUUUCUGAUUCACAGCAUUAGUACUUCCUAUUCAUUACUAUAAGUGUUUAGGGCUGGACUGGUAAAACAGUGGCAUUGAUGUUACUUUGAAUCCUGACUGAUAACUACUGGCUGAGCGUCACUUUUUGAGUCAAGUUUGACAACAGUUUGCAGCAUGGGCACAGGCGUCAUUCAGGUCUUAUUGCCUAGCAAGCAACUCAUUUUUACUGAGCGAUUUUCAAUCAAUCUUAGUGUCUUAAAAUCCUGAAAACAUCACAGAUGAAUAGAAUUUUAUUGCUGAAUGCUGGUUUAGCUGCAACAGCUCCUCUUCAGGUCCAUUUGUCAAGCGCCCCUUUGCCACUGUGUCCUUGGCAGCACUCAGCUGCUGAGUGCUGGGGUCUUUCUCUUGCACCCACCAGCCAGCAUUGACUUAUUGUUUCCAAGCGCUCUCCCAUCUGCCGUCUCUGGUCUCAUACUGAGGAUGUAAUUUCUUUAGACAAAAAGAGCUUUGCAUUGGUGGUUUGGGGACUUUUUUGUUGUGGUUUGCUUUGUUUUUGAUUUCUAUGGAGUGCCUAGUAAAUGGGGAGUGGAUCCAGGGUGAAUUAGCAAAUAGUAGCUAUUGUCAUGCUCCAGGCUUUCUGGGGCUACUUUUACAUGUCAUAUUUGCAGUGGUAUCGGCCACAAACACCUCAACUUUGUCACCUUUGAUGGUUCCUUGUAGCUAUGCAAGGACAAGGCAGGACAGGGUCUUUACUAGUGAUGGUAGAAAGGUUGUGGCAUGUAUGGCCAGUGACUGAGUUACUCUUAAGAUUUAAACCCACAGAGGAACCUGCUUUCUGUAACAGAAAAAAAGCUGUGAUCUACCAGGAUAAACAAAUAUUUGCAGUAAAAAUAUAAACAGCAUUUUAGCAGAAUAACAUCCUAAAUGAAGCAUGUAUUUGUUCCUUCCUUCACAAUGUAGGUACCAUGGAAAACAAUAGAUGU